Molecule: messenger RNA, 523 nt
Organism: Clupea harengus (Atlantic herring)
Lineage: Eukaryota; Metazoa; Chordata; Actinopteri; Clupeiformes; Clupeidae
Gene: mustn1a
Product: musculoskeletal, embryonic nuclear protein 1a
Biological process (GO): chondrocyte proliferation; chondrocyte differentiation; tissue regeneration
Cellular component (GO): nucleus
Source: RefSeq, a predicted model, not a curated record
UCAUUGUGUGUGUGUGAGAGAGAAAGAUGACAUAAGCCAGACUAAAGGAAGAAGAGAGGACGAGAGACAAAGAGAGGGAAGAGAGCAGAGAGGAACGGAAACAAAGCUGAGUGGAAGCUGCACUGGACGUCUCCUACUACAACUGCAAAACCCACAGGCACCAUGUCUCAGAUAGGGGAGUGUGAGGACGGCCAGGCGCAUCGUCCAGAAGUGCGGGACGAGGACCUGCUGGAAGCCAGGGAUCAGUUGGGCCAGAAGAAGGAGAUGAAAAGCAAGACCUUUGAGGUGAUGGAGGAGUGUGAGCGUGCUGGCAAAAGUGCUCCCUCGGUGUUCAGCAAAGUUCGCUCAGGAGCGGAAACAGCGUUCAACAAACCAGGCAAGAAGUAACGCCCGAGGACACCUACCGCCUACCCAGGCCCUCGCUCAACACAUUUCACUUCAUUUAUACUUUAGACACACAACUGACAAUGGUAGGAAAGAAAUCCUUUUUUUUUUUUUUUUAAAUAAAAGUUUGUAUACCCUU